CCUUUCAAACUUAUAACUCUACUUUUCACCAUCAUUUGCACACACAAAGUUUCUUUCAAAACUCACACAAUGUCUACAACAAGCUCAUUAACAUUACCAUGGCUACUUCUCAACAUUUUUCUCAUUUUCCCAAUAAUACCCUCUUCCCACAUCCCCCCCAUUGUCCCAACUUGUAGGGACAAAUGUGGAAAUCUCACUAUCAAGUACCCAUUUGGAUCCGACUUCGGGUGCGGCCAUCCAGACUUCGCCAGGUACAUAAAAUGCACCUCGGGUGAGCUCCGGUUCUCAUCAGGAACCGGAGCUUACACAGUUUCAAACAUAGACUACACCACUUCCACCCUUGUCCUUACCGACCUCUUCAUGUCAACAUGUUCUUCCAUGCAAAACUCCGGAAGCUUUCGCUUGGAUCGGGCCAGCCCGUUUACGUUAUCGUCACAAGAUAUCUUUAUCCUACUCGGGUGCUCCAGGACGUCCCCGGUUUUCGACCCGAAUGAGGAUUUGUGUGAUACGGGCUCGGGUUUACAUCUUUGUAGGGGAAUGUAUUCUUGUGAAGGGGUGAGUGGUAUUGGGUUGGAACCAAAUGGGCCUAUUUCUAGUUGUUGUGUUUAUCAGCCCAUUGUUGAUUUCGGGUCGGGUUUUGGGCUGGAUCUACCCAAACUGCAGUGUUCGUCUUAUGCUUCUAUGUACGGGUUUGGUGGUGAUGAGACGGAUCCGAUGAAAUGGCAAUUUGGUAUUUCUUUGGAAUAUAAUGACUCUUAUUAUACGGAAACAUGUAAGGAUUGUGAAGCGAGUGGUGGGUUUUGUGGGUUUGCUGGUUAUACGCAGUCUUUUUCUUGUAUUUGUCGUGGUGGUGGGAAUUCUACUACUAAUUGUUAUGGCCGAGGUUAUGCUUGGAAUGGGACAUGGAGACACAAAAUUCAAACCAAGAUGUGUUUUGGAGGAACUUUACUCCUUUUGGUGUUGCUUCUACUUUGAAAAUUUUAGGGAAUUUUGUUAACUAUUAUUGGAAUUUGUUAAAUUAAGAACAAAUAACUAUUUUAAUCAGAUUAUGUACUUUGGAAUGUUUCAUUUA
This is a messenger RNA of Helianthus annuus (common sunflower), 1072 nucleotides long. RefSeq names its product wall-associated receptor kinase 3. Bases 70 to 975 code for a protein of 301 amino acids. Gene Ontology annotation, molecular function: polysaccharide binding. The record is from RefSeq and is a predicted model, not a curated record. NCBI's taxonomy places the organism in Eukaryota, Viridiplantae, Streptophyta, Magnoliopsida, Asterales, Asteraceae. The transcript has 3 exons.